Molecule: messenger RNA, 2032 nt
Organism: Oncorhynchus kisutch (coho salmon)
Lineage: Eukaryota; Metazoa; Chordata; Actinopteri; Salmoniformes; Salmonidae
Product: stonustoxin subunit beta-like
Exons: 4
Coding region: 114-785 (223 amino acids)
Molecular function (GO): protein binding
Source: RefSeq, a predicted model, not a curated record
CCGCACCUAGGAGGAGGAGUCACGUCAUUGAGGUGGUUCCGUAACAACAUCUCUAAGAUAUUUUAGUAAUCUAAUGCGACAUUCUGGGUGUAAUAUUCAGGCUACAAGGUACAAUGAGUCUCUCUGGGGGAAGAGAGGAGGAGGAGGGGGCGAAGGACUUUAAGAUGAGUCUCUCUGGGGAACGUGACACUGACAGUGUGGACCAUGGUGGAGAGUGCUGUUCGAAAUCCGAUCUUAAGAAAUAUGCCUCUGAUCUCACACUGGACCCAAACACAGCAUUCAGAGAGCUUACUCUGUCUGAACAGAACAGGAAGGUGACAAAGGUGAGAGACGAGCAGCCGUAUGCUGAUCACCCAGAGAGAUUUGACUUCUGCAGACAGGUGCUUUGUAGAGAGGGUCUGACUGGGCGCUGUUACUGGGAGGUAGAGUGGAGUGGGGAAGGGGCUGAUAUAGCAGUGACAUAUAAAGGAAUCAACAGGAUAGGUGAUGGUAAUGACUGUGAUCUUGGAUUCAAUAUCAAGUCCUGGAGUGUGCACUGCUCUGAUGAUGGUUACAAUGCCUGGCACAAUGACGAGAGUAUUGCCAUACCUGUCCCCUCCUCCUCCCACUCAAACAGAGUAGGAGUGUAUCUGGACUUUCCCGCUGGCACUCUGUCCUUCUACAGCGUCUCCUCUGAUACACUGAUCUGCGUGCACACAUUCCACUCCACAUUCACUGAGCCUCUCUACCCAGGAUUUGGGAUUUGGGCGACUGGCUCCUCAGUGACCCUGUGUCAGGUAGAAUAGCCUCCUGUUUUCUGGAGGAACAUCACGGAAGUCACACUCCAGUUCAAACACCUGUAAGCAUGACAGAACACACACUUUCAGAAAAAAGGGUGUGGUUAGGGUACGAUAUUGUUCCCUGUGGUACAAAUAUCAACAUACACCAUUAUGUACUUAUGUACACAUAGUAAUCUAGUACAAUGGUACAUUUUUUUACUUUUUAUUUUGAAUAUAAAUUACAAUAAUUGGAGGUGUAGCUAAUUGGGGGAGUGGCUUUCAAUUAGUUAUUUUUGGCCACCCUUGAGUGGAAGUGUUGUACCAGUGGUCCAUGGUUAUGUUAAUUUGAGUUCGAGCAUAUCUGCUGCUCGUUUUGAAGUCUUUUCAACACGUAUAUACAUAUGUAAGAGCAUGUGACAAUAAAGAGCUGUAAUUAAUAUUAUAGCGACAUUAACCCAACAUUGAGCCACCUUGCCAAGAGGCUUAACAGUCACUGGACCCAGGUUCAAAUCCUGGUUGGGUCUACCCCCUGAAUUUAUUACCUUUGUGUCAAAAGGGGGAUGGUGGAAAGUGUACAUGUGAGAGACCUGGUAUAGAAAAUAUAUUUAUUAUAAAUAAUUUGGUGGGUGCUUAUACCGUAUUUGUCUUAUACACAUGUGGGAAUUAGAAAUGAGAUGUUCUGCAUAUCACAAUUCCCCCAUCAUCAACCUGGAGCAAUUAGGGUUAAGUGCUUUGCUCAAGGGCCUUGUUGGCUUGGGGAUUCGAACUAGCAACUUUUCUAUUACUGGCCCAACACUCUAACCUCUAGGCUACAGUACCUGACACCACAAUUGUUUUCUGACAUCCCAGGUUUUGGCACUUAAAAUGAACAAAAAGCUUUGUCACUGAGGUUGUACCUUAAAAAGGAAUAUUUGUACCUUUUUGGCUCUUUUAAUGUGCGGACUGCAAGGGUACUGUUAUGUGCCUAUAACAUAACUAAUGAGUAAUAACAGGAUACCACUAGAGUGACAAGCGUUUCUACCCCUUUAAGUACAAUGAGGUACCUUUUUUUCUGAGAGUACAGAGACAUGUUUUUAAAUUAAUGAUCUUUUUGAUAUUGUUUUAAUUCCUUGGUGUUUGUAAAUAUUGCCAUCGGUAGAACACAUAUUUGUCAAAAUGUCCACACAACAAUCCUUUAUGCAAUUUAAACAGAUGAAAGAAGAUGUUUUCAUUUGCAUUUACAAGAAUAUGGCUUUUCAAUAAAUGAAGUCCUUCAUACCUACAGUACCUACCUA